GAUGAAAUGCGAAAGAAGAGUCCGGCAUCGGUUCAGAAAUGGGUCGAUUCCAUACAGAUGCCCAACAGUGGCGUUCACCCUGGCACCAGCGAUGCACCAGAUUCGGAUCAUGGAACGGUUCCGAUGCAGGAUGACAACGGGCCAUUGGCAGGAUCAAGUCAGCUAGCGGUUGCUACAAUGGCUGGGGAAGCGGAAAAACACCAAAUCCAUCACCGCACGACGGUUGGCGUCGAGUCGUUGGCGAUGCACGAUCAGCACUGGGGUGGAGACAGUAGCGACGAGCAAACGGAAGAGCUGGCUUCAGUAUACCGUUGGGAUGUACAGGAGGGGAACGCACAUUUCUCGGCCAGCCUGGAGAAUGUACUUAGUGAGAGCCCUCAAAACAAUAACAGUACACCCGCAGUCACAGAUUCAACCGUUUCGUCUAGCACACCGAAAGUGGCCAAACUUGGGGAAGACUCCGAUCGUUCCAAGCAAUCCAACGACGGAGGAGCGGGACUUUCGAUACGGAACUUUCUUUCCAAGAAAUCGCUGUUGGGAAAGUUCAAUCGGUCAGGGUCGAACCUUGAUCGUAGCCCAACCACGCCCGGGGACAAUUUUCCAACCGUUACUGCACCGGACGCCGGACAGACUGAAGUGGACGUACCGGAACCGGCAGCGUCGUCAUCGUCGGCGUUUGGUGUAGGCAAGAGUAAGAUAAAUGAGUUCUACGAUAAGCUCAACAUGAACAAAGCAAAGUACGGGUUGAUUAAGGCGAAGAAGCUGGACAUUCGCAAUAUGCUGGGAGUUGGAGGCAGUGCUAGUCGUCAGGAUUGUGCGAUGGGUAUCCCCAAAACAUCCGGCGACGCUGAGCAAGCACCUGUGGAAGCGCGUCCGAUUGUGGUUGACUUUCCACCUGAACUUGGACCUUCGGAAUCGGUUCGCGAAGAAAAACCUCCUCAAAAGGAACAUGAAAACGAUCAGUCGAUCACAGAGUCGCAGCAGGAGGACCCCCUCGAAGUGAGCGUCGUUGAUGUGGAUCCGUCCGAUGCGUAUGAGUUUUCUUUCGAUGAAUCGUUCCCCAAAUCGGAUGACAUGAUCCCGGGGAUGAUCAGCGAGGAAGACGAAGAAAAGGAAAACAUACUCGACACGGCCACCGCCCCCGGUGGGGGACAUCAUCCGUACGCUUACGAUGUGUACCUUAAUCCUCCCAAACCGCGUGCUCAUCGGAUGGGUAUCGGUCGGAUUGGGCGCAGUUCGAGCGAAAACCCACGUGCCACCGGACGACGUUACAAUUUGAUGGAGAUUGGGCGCAGUUUUAGCGAGAUGAACGAUGACGACGAGUCGUUUGCCAUCAGCGAAGGUAACAAUAGCUGUCCCAAUCCAUCGUCGCUCAACACCAGCUCGAGUAUCAACAAUGGCAGCACCAGCAACCUGACUCGAUCCGUCCCGGUGAGUCCGAUACCGCGAACGUCGAGCAAAUUGAGUAUCCAGCAGGAGCACAACAGUCAGUCGCCACAGCAGCAACAGCAAAUGUCCGGUGCCGGCCAUCAUAAUCAGCGACGGCGUAGCACCAUGCUUGUAAAGGACAGUUCGCUUCAGUCCGAUUCGAGCCGUUGUUCGAGCGUCGAAAGUCUGUUGAAUGCCCGUAAACCCGAUCCAGAGAAAAUACUGCUCAACCUAGGCUUCGGCCCUGCACCGCACAGCACGGAUGUACUGUCCAAAAUACCAAAACGGUUCCUCAAACCAUCACAGGUACGGGGCGUUGAUACGGAAGCCUUUCUGCGGCAGCAACAACUUUCUAUGCAAAUCCACGAGAAUAGUGUCCUGGGCUAUCGGGGCCUAGUAGGUAACCCGCACAUUCCACCCUCGAUGAUAGUGGCCAAAAUUAUGGAGCGGUUCCAGGAGAACGAUACAAAGACGCGCCUAACGGCGACCGGGAUUUCGUUGCCACUGUCCGAUAGCCGCAACUCUUCGGGACCCCCAUCACCAAUGACACGGCAUGGCUCUCUAGCGACGAGCGAUGGACGAUUAAAGUUUUAAACAUGAGAAAGCACUGAACUAUCGUGAAAGUCGUGAUCGCAAGUGAUACACCAUUUUAAAGUAUACUACUAAAAUCAUUCGCGCUGUAUAGUCGACACUUCGAGCUUCUUCAAUGUCCAUUUAAUGGUCACACCAAACGGCCGCGGUGGAAGAAUUGCUGUUAUCACUUACUCACUUACUUAAGUAUCACACGCAACUCGGGAGACAGACCAAUGCUCACGUGUGACAUGAUGCAUUACUUUACUAACGCAAAAAGCACCUUUUUAAACGAAACAUUUUUAUGUGGUCCAAUUUGGAAUUACCGUACUAUUGUACUUUUUCAUGCCCAACCUUCUCCUACGGAAGACCUUUUACAACGAGAGCACAGACUUUAAUCUUCUAGAAUAUGAGUUUCCGCUUUUUCCAUGCUUUUUGUUAGCCGCUGCACCACUGACGGCCAGGCCGCGGGUAUAGUUAAUCUUAGGGGUUUUGUACGGUGAAGGUGGAUGAGUAGGAUCGUAAAGAUAUUACGCGGUAACGGAACGGGAGGGAACAUUUUCUUACAUUUUUCCUCUAUCUAUCACUCCUAAAAUCCGCUCUGCGUCCUUGUACACUCAGAUGCCCUUAUGAUGUGCUGUGUUGCGUAGCGAAACAUAGUUUAGUUGUUAAAUGAUGUAAGAUAUUAGAAAACCGCACUGUGCGCCAGUGGCACGGUGGCUAAAUGAUGAACUCCUUAAUAGGUAGCAUAGGUAGAUGGCUCACAGCGAAACACAGAGAGCAAGCACCAUUCCUGAACGGAUAUAAAAUAAAACUGCGGAACAAUCGAAUCGAAAGGUUCUUGAUAGAAUACUGGGAUAGAAAAGAACAAAUAUCAAAACGAAUACAAUCAAAUGCAAAUGCAUCACUAGUAGCAGCUCCCUUGGCUGCAUCUUUCUAGACAUAUCCUAUAGAUUAUAUGAAUCCCCCUUGUUGCCGAAGAGCGAUCCGCUCGCAUAGAUUUUUAUUGUGUCCUAUUGUGGUUUUAAUAUUGUCCUACAGAAGAUCUUUGUUUAAAUGAGGAGUGAAAAUGAGUAUAAAACUCGCCCAUCACUAGUACUGUUCGGAAAGCAAUGUGAGGAUUGACUGGAUUCCGAAGAUUGACCAGGCAGCGAUAUUUUGCUGCCAUUUGUUUGUUCUCGAAUCUCUAUUACAGCGGCACUGGAGAAGCAAACGCACCUGUUGGAAAUAUAA
Messenger RNA from Anopheles bellator, 3231 nucleotides. RefSeq lists its product as uncharacterized. The record is from RefSeq and is a predicted model, not a curated record. NCBI's taxonomy places the organism in Eukaryota, Metazoa, Arthropoda, Insecta, Diptera, Culicidae. Gene Ontology annotation, molecular function: signaling receptor binding.